GAAUAGGAUAAAUAAAAAUGGGGAACGCGCGAUCGCAGCAGCCAAGCAAGCCGCUGUGCUUCCUACAGCUCAUCCGACGCUCCUGGAAGAUGAUGUCGAGCGGUGACGAAGGCACAAAAGGAGCCGAUGAUAUCGAUGAUUGCGCGACUGAUCUUUCAACUACAUCUCGAUGCAGCGGAUGCAAAGGAUGUAUCUUCAGUCGUGAGCUUAACUUUGAUAGUGAAUCGGACAUGGCGCCGAACGCCGAGGAAGAUCUAUUGGUCACAAUGCCACGUGGUCCACAUUCUGGCAAGGAACGUUUAAGACCCCCGACAUACAACGCCGAAGACUAUGCAAUAGCCCUUCGAAGAUGGGGCCGUCGGGCCCUCGGAGGACAGCCGGACAACAGUCAAGGCACUCUGCCUUCGACCUGCACGAGCUCGAGCUCCGGCUACGCUUCCGGGAACGCCGGCGAAAUGACCUUAAGACAGUUCACCUCCGUCAGUGAGCUACUCAAUAAGCUCAAAGCUGAUCUACAUCUCGCCUUCCCCAGCUUCGUUCAGGAGUUUGCUUCGGCACCUGCGGAGGGUAUUUCCUUGCUGCUGGAAACGCUUCGAGGUAUUCAGCUGUCGCAGUCGACGCCACCUUCGGGUCAGACAGGACCCCGUCGACCUCGGGCUCGACGCGCUGCCCUCGACGAGUUGGGAUGUGUGGAGUGCUUAGGAGCAUGUGCCGAGCGCUGCCCCGACGCCGCUCGUAUUCUUGCACAAGCACAACCUGGACUCCUCGCUCUCGCCGUCUGCCUCACCAGUAGCCUCAACAGAUCGCGGGUUCUCGCACUCCAGUUACUGACGAGGGUGUGCCAGACGACCGGUGGUCAUGCAGCCGUUUCCGAAGCCGUGUCCACCCUGAGGUUGCGUUACGGCGAGGGCGGGAGAUUCCGCUUUCUUGCUGGCGCACUUCUUGCCUCCAAAGCUGCCCUCGCUCUUCGUGUUGCCGGUGUCUCCUUCCUCAAUGCCUUUCUCGCUUCAGCGCCGCGAGCCCAAACUAAACUCUACAUACAGGCGGAGGCAUGCGAAGCAGGACUAGAGCCGCGCGCGCUCCAAGAGUGGUUGAAAUACGCUGACGAUGAGGAGCCGCUGACGGAACUACUACGGGAGGAGGUACGUAAGUGGUCACGGCACUGCGUUGACGUGGACGCACUCCAAGGUCGAGCACGUCGAGCUGAGGAAACUUGCCGGCUCCUCAGCAAGAAGGUAUCUGCCCUUCAGAGACAGCUCCAGAAGAUUCAGCUCGAGCGCCUCAACGAGUACAACAGCGUCCCUCAGGUGAAAAAGCAAGAGAUUGGAGAUGCGACAAUGGCAGCUAACGCUAAGGACGAGGAGGUGCACGUGCACGCGAAAAUGGAAGUAGAGAAGAAGGUGUCGUCGAGUGCCGAGGACGAGGGCAUUAGCUUCUCGGAGAGGUCGAGCAGUCCCGAGGCUCAACCGGUAAGACCAUCAGUGGCUCAUGGCAUUGAUAACGAUCAAGAAACGACCAUCGACGACGUCAUCGAGGAAUUAAGAAUCAUCGUAAAAGACGCGGAGGAGGAGCUCCACGAUUGGAACAUCAUGCCAGACACAAGUUCCAAGAUGCAGACGGCAGAGUUUGGUAAAGCCUCGUCCACAAUAAAACUACCGGCCAAGGGGAAAAUCACACCACCCAGUAAAGCCCGAGAAUGCUUGAGGAACUCCGAGGAGAGCGCCAGGAUCGACCGAGGUCUUAAGUCCAAUGAUAGUUUAAAGAUCGUCGUACUCGGUCCUCAUCAACAGACUAGGGAUUUGAUUGCAAACGAAGAGGAGGACAAGGAAUCGGCUAUAAUACCGGCAAUAAUUCACCCACAACCGCCUCGACGAACGCCUCCUUAUAUCGUCGGAAAUUCACUAUACCUACAGCAGCAUCUCCUCCCGGCGACUUGCGACCUCGUAUUAGAUCAGGAGGCCGGCCACCACCGCGUGAUCGAGGUCUGCAUGGAUUCGGAGCAGGACGAUGAGCUUCUUCUCCUCGACGACGACGGCAGCGAUUCCCUGCUGAGCGCCUCUCGUCUCAACUAUCACGCGGCCAAACUCUCGGUCCGUAAUGAUCCCAGCAUUCAAAUCGAGGAGCCCUCGAAUGUCUUCGGACGUAGGCGUAGUCUUAGCGGCGGCGAGUUAAAAAUCGACUGCCUGGCCGAUUUCGAGAUAUCCGAGACGAUCCUCGACGAGAGAAUAGCGAAAAAACGGCCGGAUAGCCAAUACCACGGAAGUAAACAAUACAGUAAGUGCGGGGGCAAUACGGUACAGCGGCGGACCGAGAGGCGAAAAUAUUUGCGUCGCUGCCAAAGCCAAGACCACGUUGAUGAGGGGCCCAAGUCCCGAGGCGUGAUCGAGCAUAUCAGGAAGUUCGAGAGCCUGAACGGCUUCGAGGUGCGUAAAUGCUCACCGGAUGAUACGGUCUCGAGGCUCCGUAGAUCCGAGUCCUUCCACCAGACGCGGCUCAGCUCUAAGGAUAACGGUUCAUCGUCCCGAGGUGGCAGUGACAGCGGCCUCGCCUACGGCCUCCUUGACAGCGACUCAAAUUACGGUGGCAAACGGCCACGGUCGAUGACCAAAAGCCUCGAUAGGAUCGACGAGGGUUUGGAUGCGAUGAUCGAAAUUACAAACGGGCGUAGGGCCCAUUUGUGCAGGAGACUAUCAAACGAGGAGAGGAAUGAGCAGCGGCAGCAUCGGGCUCGGGAUCGGCACCGUGACGAGCAUCCUUACCGGGACUGCCACGAGGAGAUCGACAAUAAACGCUCCGAGGUGGCUGACGAUCGUAAAUAUACGUCAUUCCUCGAUAGCAGGCACAGGUCGAUGAGCGCGAGGAGGCAGCAACAAAACGAUUCAAGCAUCUUUGCUGGCAGGCCUCAUGAUGUCCUGGGCUUCGGUAAGAACCGCUUUAACGCAGGCAAAUACUCGGGCAUUAGUCAUUCCCAACUGCAACAGCAGCAGCAACAGCAUCAGCAGCAGCAGCAACAACAACAACAACAACAACAUCAACAUCAACAUCAACAACAACAUCAACAUAAACAUCAGCAACAAUUCCUCGCGAAAAGCACGCACAGACACAUGAAUGGAUCAUCAGCCCACAACAUACGCGCCAAGGUCACUGACAUGGUCUCUGGACUUUACUGAUACUGAUGAC
Ceratosolen solmsi marchali is the source of this 3180-nucleotide messenger RNA. It is a transcript of the gene mwh, whose product is annotated as multiple wing hairs. Gene Ontology annotation, cellular component: cytosol. Bases 18 to 3170 code for a protein of 1050 amino acids. Gene Ontology annotation, biological process: cell migration; regulation of cell shape; cortical actin cytoskeleton organization. The record is from RefSeq and is a predicted model, not a curated record. NCBI's taxonomy places the organism in Eukaryota, Metazoa, Arthropoda, Insecta, Hymenoptera, Agaonidae. The transcript is spliced from 9 exons. Gene Ontology annotation, molecular function: small GTPase binding; actin filament binding.